GUCACUGUCAUUAUUUCUAUUUGCAUUUUCGUGUUGAGCUCUUAAAAAUAAUCAACAAUAAGAAUAGUUUCGGAUAUAAAACUAAUUUAACCUUUUGUCACAUAAAAUUAACCCAUUUGUGUUCCAGUCAACAUCAAGUGUAGUUCUAGGAUAAUAUGUCUAUAACCGAAUUUCUCAAAGAUCUACCCUGUCACAACGAGGAAAAUUUCUCGCUAUUCAACACAGAGAAUGGCGUGAAGACUUCUUCCAAGCGACCCUCUGUGUACAUCCAGACUGCCGACAUUCCUUCGGAACAAGUGAUAGUCACCGAGAAAAAGAACAUUUUGUUGCGUUAUCUUCAUCAGCAAUGGGAUAAAAAGAACGCACCGAAAAAGCGUGACCACGGGAAUGAACCCUCCAGCGAUACUCUCAGAAAGCGACCACGGCUUGAGAAUCGUGAAAACAACAAUACAUAAAUAGGAUCCAGGAACAGCAAAAAUAAAUUACAUCACGGUUAAAACACAUGCUCAUCUCAACUCAAACAGCAUCAAUCUUGAAUCGUGCAGAACCAGGAAUUUAGUUCCAAUUAUUUGUAUACUAGCGUGUAAGCUAGCAGCAGUCAAUAUAACAGUAAAAGUAAAAUCUCCAUUUCAUCAUAACUAUGGAGAGUCUGCUGGAUUUUGUUUUCGGUGAAUUAAUAAUUUUUGCUGAUUUUGAAUGUAAAUUUUUUGUAUAUCGGUUUCAAGGACUGUAACAACUAUUUGCCAAAUGAGUUUAAAAUUUGUAGAAUAAACCUACUUGCUUUCUCCUUCGAAUAUGGUGUCGACUGCGUGCUUUCUUGUUCUGUGUUUUUUGUGAAUUAUAUGUUAGGAACAAGUCGGCGCGCAGGGUGCAGAAUUUUGAUUAAUUUAGAAUCGAAAUUGAUUAUGUCUGUUCCGUUGCAGGUAUCAGCAAUGUUUAGUGGAUUUAUUUUUCGCUUAUAUUUUACAGCUCUUGAUUGGUGGCAUUUCGAUUCGACUGUAGAAUAAAGUGUGUAUAAUUGAAA
Topomyia yanbarensis is the source of this 1024-nucleotide messenger RNA. Its product is annotated as DET1- and DDB1-associated protein 1. The transcript is spliced from 4 exons. NCBI's taxonomy places the organism in Eukaryota, Metazoa, Arthropoda, Insecta, Diptera, Culicidae. The record is from RefSeq and is a predicted model, not a curated record. The coding region runs from base 156 to 455 and encodes 99 amino acids. Gene Ontology annotation, biological process: positive regulation of proteasomal ubiquitin-dependent protein catabolic process. Gene Ontology annotation, cellular component: Cul4-RING E3 ubiquitin ligase complex.